CAAUGCCCUUCGGUCCAAAUGUCCGGCCCGCGGACCUGCGGGCAACAACAAAACACAAAGAACCAAAACGGGAUACAAGCCAAGCAACCAGCAAUAGUUUACCCAUGGAUGAAGAAAGUCCACGUUACAACGGGUAAGAUUGACAGUCUCCCAUCUCUCUCCAUAUCCUUUUGUGCAAGUUGUGUUCCAGUUCUCUUUCCACCCUACGAAUCCUUCUGUGAAAUAUUUAUGGGCUCUUUUGAAGGGGCCGCCAAUUACACCAGUCAUAAAUUUUUAUUGCUUAGGAAAUAGGCCGCUAGCUAUGUGGCCGGCUCACAGAGUUACUGAGUAGGCUACUUCACCGCUUCCACGACCAAAGCCUGCUGUAUUUACGAUUUCCUCUGAAUCGUGUUUACUUUUGAUUGGAGACAUAUUGUAAGAGUUUGACGUCUGUUUUGUUCAGUUUUAUUUAAUUAAAAAGUUAAGUACGAAAUUUCCCCUGAGAGAGGCAGAUACUUUGUAAACAGUGUUGCUUAGUUUUCUCACAUUAGUAUUUAUUUCUUUCAGUGAAUCCGGAUUACACAGGACCUGAGCCAAAACGGUCCCGGACAGCGUAUACAAGACAGCAGGUUUUGGAACUUGAAAAGGAAUUUCAUUUUAACAGGUCAGGGCGUCCACAAUGAGAAAGGCAUAAAGGAAAAAUUAAAACCCAAAUCAGCACAACAAACGGUCAGAAAGGAGUGGGCGGUUCCUUUCACGUGACAGGUCAAAAAGCACCAAUAAAAAGGAAAACAAAACUCAUGUCAUUGGAUUAGGGCAGACUGGCCCGCUCGGUUUGAAUCCCAUAAUGCAGAAAACCUCUUACUAUGAUAAUUCUGGACUUUUUGGAGGUUAUUCGUACCCCAAAUCUGAUUCUUUUAGCUAUGGUUCCAGUCACCAGCCUUACCCCUCAUCAAAUAUCGAAAAUGAUUUUCAGGGUCCAGUCUGCACAAUACAAACAUCAACAAUUCGACCCCCAAAUCAUAAAAGUGGUGACAUAAACGGCAGCUGCAUGAGAACUGGUAACAGCCAAGGCAACAGCCAGCCAGUAAACAUUGGUGAGCACCAGCAAGCACCUCCUCUGCCUGCCUCCUCACCGAACCCCAGCAGCGCUUCAACACAGAAAAAGAAGACAUCCCCCAACGGGGCGUCUAAUACUGCCACUCCUGUUAUUACAAAGCAAAUAUUCCCAUGGAUGAAGGAAUCCAGGCAGAACUCAAAGCAGAAAGGCAACAGCAACAGCUGCACUACUGCAGGCGACACCUGUGACGACAAAAGUCCACCAGGACCAGCCUCUAAGAGGGUCCGCACCGCCUACACCAGUGCUCAACUUGUUGAACUUGAAAAGGAAUUCCAUUUCAACCGUUAUCUCUGUCGUCCCCGCAGAGUGGAAAUGGCUAACCUAUUGAAUCUCACAGAGCGUCAAAUAAAGAUCUGGUUUCAGAACAGAAGGAUGAAGUACAAAAAGGACCAAAAAGCCAAGGGUGUUAUGCAUUCGCCCAUCGGCCAUUCACCGGACAGGAGUCCACCGUUAAGUGGUGCGAAUCACAUCGGAUAUUCCGCUCAGCUCCCUAACGUAAACAGUAUUAGCUACGACGCGCCCUCGCCUCCGUCUUUCGCCAAACCACAGCAAAACAUGUACGGCUUGGCUGCAUACACUGCACCAUUAGGUGGCUGCAUGCCGCAGCAGAAGAGGUACCCGGGCCCAGAAUAUGAACACCACACCAUGCAAGGCAACGGUGGCUUUGCCAACACCAAUUUACAAGGCAGCCCCGUGUACGUUGGAGGGAAUUUCGUUGAUUCAAUGCCAGCUUCUGGCCCCAUGUUCAACCUCGGCCAUCUCCCUCAUCCCUCAUCCGCCAGCGUGGACUACAGCUGUGCCGCUCAGAUUCCCGGCAGCCAUCAUCAUGGACCCUGUGACCCCCAUCCCACAUACACAGACCUUACGUCUCACCAUGCUUCUCAGGAAAUACACCUGACUUCGACUGAGGAGUGACAAGUAAUCUAUACAACAUUUAUGGUCUGUUGGACGAGCUUCUACACCGAUCGCAGCUUUAUUAUGCGCCUGUUAAAACUAGUUUCAUAACAGAAGGAUGAAACAGAGGAAGGCCGUGCCGCCUGUCUCUCUUUUCAAAGAACCCGGACUCAUCCUCAGAGCUCAAUUCCCUGUACUCCACCCUGCUUCCCCCUGUUCCUCUCAACCCUGUUCUCCCCACAGAAGUUAAUGAUGCGUUCAAAAUGAAAGAGUUAUAGCGUGAAUAUUUAUGGGAUGUCCUUGUUAAAGGUGGAAAAACAACAGUUGGUGGUGACGGGUGUGGUAUUCCACUUAUAUUCACGUUAUAAUCAAUUUUGAAUGAAAAGUAAAAUUACUGGCUUUUGUUUAUGUCUAGCAACCUCUGUAAGCGAUAAAGACAAUCACAACGGUAAUGACAGCGUGUUCCAGUAUGGUUGGUCAUAUUAAAUAAUUUAAUUGCUCAAAUUGUACUCCUGCAAUACACAAUAAAUCUGUUUUUGCCGACAUUGAUGUUGCACUCAAAGUAUUUCAGAUUGAAAACUCUAAGUAAAAAGUAGUGACAUACGCAUAAUGUUCCUCAAGUCAGGUCAAGCUUUCUUGUCAUAUCAGCCAUGUAGAAUACACAGUGAAACAAAGUAACACUCCUUCUGAAUCCAUGGUGUAACAUUUGUGACAGGACAGAGUUUGAAAUUAUUUUAUAUAGGUCACAAACUCCUGUACAAUUAUCAAUAAUUUUAGGUAAUGGGAGCCAAAGGGAAGACUACUACCUGUACUUUCUACAUAACACAACUAUUCACACUAGACCAAUUAACACUUGGAUUGUGCAAUCAUUCAAUUCAUGAAUUUUAAUUGCAGGGCUAUAAAUAGCUUAAAAAUAUCUUGCACUAGCCGAUAAUGCUUUUUGGCAACAAGGUGGUUAUCUUCUUCACACCUUUUUAAGUUGUAGGCCUAUGUAGUAACACACUAGGCCAGCAUUUUGCCAUGUAUUUUUUUGUAAGUCAGCAACAUUUUCUCUUGACAUUUGUCCUUUCGUCUAUGUAGGAAUUAUCCCUGCAGAUGUGUUAACGAAUAUAACCUAUUCAGCACAUUUUUCUUCUAGUAAUAAAUGAAUCUUGCAGAUGUAGGGAUGCAUAUUCAGACUUGCAGCAGGGAUCAAGCAAGAAUUAUUAAGGGGACCCCCUGCCCCAAUUUGCUAGAGGUAAACAUGAAAAGCCAUAGUAUCUGGUUUUCCUAGGUUAAACUCAAGACCUUGAUCUUGAUACUCAGUGUAUGACUUCAACAGAAACGCAAUCUUUCUACAAAAGAGAAGAGCAUCUUAAAGGAGAUAAGGGCAGAACUUAUGUGUAAUUCUUAAUUUCCCCGUGUGAAAAACUGAUGACAGCAAAAACCCAUCAUUUAGGCCAAAAUCACUAACAUAAUUACAGGUGACAUCAUCACUUACUGUACAGAAUUAGUCCGUCAUGAGAAUAUGUUCUGGCCUUAAUUUAUGUAAGCAGAUUUGAUUCUGCAGAUGCGGUAUUCAUCAGAUAUAAAAAAACAUGGACAAUUUUUUGGAAAAGGAUCUGUCAGGUCAAAAACUGUAUAAUAAAUUUUAUGGCCAAAGUAUUAUCACACAGAUUAAAAGGAAGAUUACAAUGACAGGAAAUACUGCUAAUGAAACGUUUAAUGACCUCUUUAUUUGGAUAAGGGUGGUGUGCCAUGCAUAUCUCUUAACAAGUGGUCUAUUUAAAGUCCCGGAAUGAUUUCUCUGCUAAUGUUCAGAUACAUUAUGACUUUAACAGCUCCAUGUAAGCACAUUUAUAAUGAGGAAACUAAAAAAAUAUGUUGGAUGUAAGUAUGGAAUUUAUUUAAUAUAAUUACAAAGAAUGUGUAUCA
Messenger RNA from Paramormyrops kingsleyae, 3907 nucleotides. RefSeq names its product homeobox D3a (gene hoxd3a). Gene Ontology annotation, biological process: embryonic skeletal system morphogenesis; regulation of transcription by RNA polymerase II; anterior/posterior pattern specification. NCBI's taxonomy places the organism in Eukaryota, Metazoa, Chordata, Actinopteri, Osteoglossiformes, Mormyridae. Gene Ontology annotation, molecular function: DNA-binding transcription factor activity, RNA polymerase II-specific; RNA polymerase II cis-regulatory region sequence-specific DNA binding. The record is from RefSeq and is a predicted model, not a curated record. Gene Ontology annotation, cellular component: nucleus.